ACAAACAAUUCCAAACUUGGUUACCUUAGCGAUUUAAGUGUGAUCAAUAAUACCUACGGCUCCUGGUAUAGGACCACAUCAUUCCUCCGGUGUUCUGGUAAAGUCUGUGAAUGCACCGUACUCUGUAUUGUAACACCUACCUAUAGGCUAUUGAUAAUUUUAUAACAAUAUAAUAUACCACUCGUUACAAUGCCAGGUGAAGUGUCGCAAAGUUUUGAACCUAAAACCGAAAACUACCAUGGUAACGAGAUAGUGACUGUCAAGUUCCAUACGGAUGCAAACGAAACACUGACACAGGCAUUCGACCUGAAUACCAACAUUGGUGCUCUCAGGUCACACCUGCAGCGGACACUGAACACUGACCCACACCGGAUCGUCAUCGAACGCGAAGAAGCGGAGGGAUUAGUUUCACGUCUGGAACAUGACGGGCAGACACUCAAGGAUCUUGGGGCUACAUCUUUGGGCAUUUUUGAACUACGCUUGCGGGGCGACGGCAUACAGCUUCCCAAACCGCCUGCGUACUACUUGCCAGCGGUGGACGUCAUCACAGUGGACGUUAACCACAGGCGACUCGUGGUGGAAAUCGAACGGUGUGGCAGGGUGGACGGCCAUAAGCGUUGGCUGGGCGGGUACCGGGACAGGCUUACCGGCAAGACGUAUUUCCACGCGACCGCACAGACCGAUCCCAGGGCUGUCGCGACCGACGCGCCCGCUGUCCAACGGGUGGACUGCCGUACGCAGACUUGCAUCGACAGGGCGGUGGGCCGGGCGACGAGCCGACCGGUGUGGACGCAGACCGACAGCGACGACUACAGCGAUAGGUUCGGUUACACGGAUGGCAGGUGGGUGAUACCGAAGCGUUACCACAGUUACGAGUCGUGGUUACGGGAAGAUCACGUUCUGAGCAGCGUGCUCAAGAUACAGCGAGCUUUCAGGAGAACUUUGGCGGCACGCGAGAGACGGCGCUUAGCAGCCGAAGCUGAAGCGAAAACCGAUGACGAGGAACGGCGGCUGCUACGGCAGAGGCAGUCGCGCAGCAUGACGUCGGGACCGGACGGCGGUGCCGCGACAUCGGCUCUUGAAUCCAAGCAGCAGCACUUCUAUUCGCUGUACACGAUGAUCGGAAAGUGGUGGAAGAAGGAGCGGCAGCGAAUCAAGGAGAUCGAGGCGGAAAACUCAAGGAAGGCGGCGCAGAUGAACCUGCUCAAGAAGGAGAUCAAGUUCCUGUUGGAGGUGGAGAAACAGCGGUCAGAGCUCAAGUACGAGCUGACCAAGCACGACGACGUGACGUUCUUGAACAAGACGUCCAAGCCGAAGAUGUUCAAGAACAAAGCGGGCAAGCUGCUGACCGUGGACACGGUGGGCAACCAGAAGGCCCGGGCACUAAAGGAGAUCUAUUCGAAAAUCGUGAUACCGUGCGACGGCGUGAACCGAGCCGAAGCGCUCGACGAGCUGCAUGCAGCGGUGUCCGAGUCGUGUUACAAGUACAAGGAACACUUGCUGGCGGCCGUGGUUAUGGAAAAGGGUCUGGCCGAAAUGGGUGCGGAUGCGGACAGCUUGCGGUCGGCGCGAUCCCGGGUGGAACAGAUGUUCCGGCACUACAUCCGGCAGCCGGAUGUGAACCCGGAAGCGGACUCUUACUAUCGGCCUACCGAGAAGCGCGUACUCAACGUGUACACGUGCAUCCGGUGCAAACGCAACUUGGCGGCCACCGACUUCUCGCUGGAGAGCCGCGUGAACCGGACCAACGUGUGCGCCAACUGCGAGUGGACCGAACAGGUGGGACAUAAGCGCAUCGACAUGGCGCCGUACCGGCGCAUGUUGAAGGCGCUACGGCACGACGAGAUGCAGAAGGCAGCGUACGGGUCCGAGUGUUUCUUGAUGCAGCCCACCGAGGUGUACCGGCUGGUGUCCGUCGUGUGGCGCGAGAAGUCGGCUGUCGGCGAGUCGGGUCAACUCAACGGGCUCCGGCUGGUCCGAUGGCGUCGUCAAGAGCCCUGGUCGCCGUGGAACUGCGUGCUACUGACCAGGGCCGAAGCGGAGGCCCAUUCCCAGCUGGACGGCGACCCAGCCGACUGCUACAACGAACAGUUCGUCCGGUCCGUCAUCAACAGGCACCUGAUGGCCCGAUUGCAAUUCAGCAAUUUAGUGCAGGCUGUCGACCACCGGACCGCCGACAAGGUGAAACAGCUGUCGAAACAUUGGAAAACCGUCGCCGACCGUUUUAACAUCAAGACGCAAAAAUAGAGUUCGCGUCGAGGUUGGACCGUAACAUUUUUUAAGUAAAAUCGAAGCUUUUGAAAUUUUGGUAAACUCGUUAUGUAUAGGUAGGGAGCAGACGUUUUAUUUAAUUAACACCAUCGCAUUCGCAUACGAAUAGGUAGGUAGCAUAUAAAAUAUCACAUAAAUAGGCUAUCACAGAGAUUUAAAUUCUUUAAAAUAUUUUUAUUUGGUUACCUAGUUGAUAAGAGACAACAUAUAGAAUUGUAGAGGAUAUCUCUAUAGACGAAUUGAGUUAGCCGUUAGGUGAUUGAGUUUAAGAAGGCUUGAUGGGUUGAUGGGGGUUUGGGUAUAGCCGUAUAGGUGGAUAUUCAGUUUUUACUUGGAGGGGCUUAACAAAGAUAUAUCAUAUUUAAAUAAAAGCUCUGCCCCCCUACACCACCCGUUUUAACAUCUUUUAAAUAUAUAACUUUAUGUACCCAGACCCAGUACAUUAUAUUUAUCAUUUUUUUUCUAGGUAGGUUUAUAUUAUAUUAUAAUUUAUAAUAAAAGAUUUCAAAUUUAUUUAAAAAAACACUAUUAUCGAUUACCUAUCCGGCUUUCCACUAUAUUCCAGACAAGUUAAAAUGUUAUCAAUACCUAAUGCAUUGUUUUUACUAAUAUUUUUUAAUGCUAUUAUUAAACCUAGGUAUAUUAUGUUUUGUGGCUUAUGCGAGCGAACCCGAUAUCUAUCACUAGUUUAUAUCAAUUAAAAUACAAAUUUGGAGUGACUAAGAGCCUUCAAAUCCCCCCCCCCCAAAUUACGCCAAUGGGUUUAGUAAGUGCUUGAAGGUUUGUGUGGCUCAGUGUACAUGGAAUUUUUAUAAUAGUGGAUAGUCGUCAAUAGGCUAGUGUUUAUAUGUUUAAAUUUUUGAAUCAUUGUGGAGGGAGUUGUUACAAACGCACCAGUUAUAUUAAACGUAUUAAGUAUUGGAGAAUAGAAGUAUAUUAUUACUUAUUAGUAUAAUAAUAUUGAAUUUUUAUACUGUACUUCUUAGAAUUGAACAGUUAACUACCACACGACUUAGCCGGUCGAAUAAUGUUUGUUAAUAUUAUUAAUAAUAAUAAUAAUAAUAAUAAUAAUACAUACCUAUGUCUAUUUUGAAAAUAAAGAAACAUAAUAAGUAACAUAAAUUAUUUUAACCGUUAAGGUACAUACCUACAACAUACUAACCUAAAUCAUAUGACAUAUACAUUAUACAUAUUUUUUGACAAUAAGAUAUACCUAACUCAUCACUAAGUAAAAUACAAAUUUAUAAUUUAUACAUUAGUUUGCAAAAAUUACUAGACUUGAGGAUAAGUGAAAUCGAAAUGUUAGAUCUACCUGUAGGGUAUAAUAGAUUCUAGGAAAAAACCUCGAAAACAAAUCUCUUUAAAGAAAAUUCUCAAUGCAUCUACUUAGUGCAUAGUUAGUAUUGAUAUUAUAAGACAGCGCCCUAUACUAUAGUACCAACUACCAUUAAUGCCUAAAUAAAGAAAAAAAUAAUAACCUGUCCAUUGUAUUCGACAAAGUUAGCGCCCCUUGCGGAAAUUGUUGGAUACAGCUGUUAAAAUAAUAAUAAAUAGAAUUAAAAAUAUUACCACAGAAUAGAUUAAA
Myzus persicae (green peach aphid) is the source of this 3856-nucleotide messenger RNA. Its product is annotated as IQ and ubiquitin-like domain-containing protein. The transcript has a single exon. Gene Ontology annotation, biological process: cilium assembly. The coding region runs from base 190 to 2247 and encodes 685 amino acids. Gene Ontology annotation, cellular component: motile cilium; acrosomal vesicle. NCBI's taxonomy places the organism in Eukaryota, Metazoa, Arthropoda, Insecta, Hemiptera, Aphididae. The record is from RefSeq and is a predicted model, not a curated record.